This is a messenger RNA of Caenorhabditis sp. 36 PRJEB53466, 1706 nucleotides long. The record is from the annotation of a GenBank genome assembly. NCBI's taxonomy places the organism in Eukaryota, Metazoa, Nematoda, Chromadorea, Rhabditida, Rhabditidae.
AUGUCUUCUGUUAAUGUCCCACACUGCACUCCGUUCCAAGGAGAGGAAUGGGCUGCCUACGGGCAGACUGUGGAGCAACAAAUUGCCGGGGAAGGACGACGACUCCAGCCGACGCUCCAGUACAGCCUGGAGAAGCUGGACAUGGUGCAGAAGUACAAGGUGCAGUUGAAAGUGGAACAGGUCGGCGAAUACAAGUAAGUUCAUUUUGAAUUCAAUGAAAGAGUCUGUAACUACUAAAUUACAGGUACAAGUUCAACGAGAUGGUCAAGGAUUGGGUGGAGCACUGCCACUUGGCGCAGUCUGAUCUGCAGGCCGCGCAGAUCGUCGAGCAUCCGGACGGCUGGAAGACGGGAAUGGAGUGGCUGGGGGAGACUUGCGACUUCUCCGCGCUCUUCAUCACUAACAAGCCCAACUGCACCAAGAAGUUGCACGUGUUUGUGAACGCGCUCCGUAAGUACAUUGUGUCCGUUGUGAUCAUUUCUGAAAAUGGGACGUCGUAUACCUUCCAGUUUGAGAGUCAAACAUUCGUGGUCGUCUCCAACUAUGUAAGUGUUUGAGUUUGCCUUCCACCAAAUCAUUCAUUCCAUUUCCAGAGCCAGCAAUUCAAGGCGAAGAAGGCAGAGUUGAAAGCGGCUAAGAGUGCGGAGAAUCCGAGCAGAGCACAGAAGAGACCGUCGGAGAGAACUGCGGAGCCGAAGACAAAGCAAAGAAAGGUAUGUGCUGUUGAAAGUGAGCAGGUUCAGGUGCAACAAGAGCAGCAGGCUCCGUCGGAGGUGAGUUCUAAUGCUCCGUUUCAGAUGAACCCAUUCGAACAGAAUGAUCCGGAAGGAGACAACGUUGAAUGGGUGCAGAUUGAGGAGGAUGAGGUCGUGCCGGAGGAUCAGGAAGAAGACAACGUUGAAUGGGUGCAGAUUGAGGAGGAUCAGGUGGUGCCGGAGGAUCAGGAAGAAGACAACGUUGUCUGGGUGCAGGUGGACAAGGAUGAAGUGGUGCCCGAGGAUCAAGAAGGAGACAACGGUAUCUGGGUGCAGGUGGACGAGGAUGGAGUGGUGCCCGAGGAUCAGGAAGGAGACAACGUUACCUGGGUGCAGGUAGACGAGGAUGGAGUGGUGCCCGAGGAUCAGGUGUUCUAUGACUACCUCCCAGUGGAGCAGCAGGAGGUGGGUGAUAAUGUUCCAUUGCAGCAGUACCCAUCCGAGAACAAUGAUUCUCAUGGGCAACAAGUACUCAUUCAAGAGCAGAUCGAAGAUGAGCAACUUAUGCGGGAAUUCUUUUACAGCCCAGAGCAACAGCAAUGGAACAACCAAGUGGAGAACGUGGAGAACGUGGUUCCACACCAGGUAAGCACUCAGGUCCCAUUGCAGAACUAUGAAUCCACGGGCAAUGCUGCUCAUAACCAGCAAGGAGCACGUGUUCAAGGACAGCAUGUGCCCAGGUAUGAGCAAGUUCGCAAUGCCGAGCAGUAUCCGCUUCAGCAGCAGCAGCCGCCGCAUCAAUCGAUCACUCAUCCUCAAGGAGCGAAUGUGAUGCCGUCCCAGGUGAGUGCAAAUGCACCAUUUCAGAACAACUGGCACGUGGAACACCAGUACCAACAACACCAUAAUGGCUUCCAAGGACAGAACGGAAACGUCGAGAAUCAGCGGAUGCCGACUUCUCCAGGGACGAAUGGCCAAUGGAAUCCGGAACCGAGGCAGCCACAUUAUUAA